Molecule: messenger RNA, 344 nt
Organism: Phyllostomus hastatus (greater spear-nosed bat)
Lineage: Eukaryota; Metazoa; Chordata; Mammalia; Chiroptera; Phyllostomidae
Gene: RPS29
Product: ribosomal protein S29
Exons: 3
Coding region: 85-255 (56 amino acids)
Biological process (GO): translation
Cellular component (GO): cytosolic small ribosomal subunit; ribosome
Molecular function (GO): zinc ion binding; structural constituent of ribosome
Source: RefSeq, a predicted model, not a curated record
UGUGGGUAAACUGUCCCCAAAAUUUCAAGAACGCAUGCGUGCGCUAGCUCUUUCCUUUUGCCUCGUCGCAGCAGAGAGAGCAACAUGGGUCACCAGCAGCUGUACUGGAGCCAUCCGAGAAAAUUCGGCCAGGGUUCUCGUUCUUGCCGCGUCUGUUCAAACCGGCACGGCCUGAUCCGGAAGUACGGCCUUAAUAUGUGCCGCCAGUGUUUCCGUCAGUACGCGAAGGAUAUAGGCUUCAUUAAGUUGGACUAAGCGAACUUCCUUGAAUGGGUCAUUCAAGACAUCUACUUUAUUGCAGAAUGGCUAGCUCUUUGUACAUAAAAUAAAAUCUAAAAAUUCAA